GGUGUUCCUGUCAGAGUCCCCCUUUACAUUAGGUGUCCCCAUCAGAGUCCCCCUGUAUAUAAGGUAUCCCUAUCAGAGUCCCCCUUUACAUCAGGUGUUCCCAUCAGAGUCCCCCUUUACAUCAGAUGUCCCCAUCAGAGUCCCCCUUUACAUCAGAUGUCCCCAUCAGAGUCCCCCCUUUACAUCAGAUGUCCCCAUCAGAGUCCCCCUUUACAUCAGGUGUCUUCAUCAGACAGGUGUCCCCAUCAGAGUCCCCCUUUAUAUAAGAUGUUCCCAUCAGAGUCCCCCUGUACAGCAGGUGUCCCCAUCAGAGUCCCCCUUUAUAUAAGGUGUCCCCAUCAGAGUCCCCCUUUACAUCAGGUGUCUCCAUCAGAGUCCCCCUUUACAUCAGGUGUCCCCAUCAGAGUCCCCCUUUACAUCAGGUGUCCCCAUCAGAGUCCCCCUUUAUAUAAGAUGUUCCCAUCAGAGUCCCCCUUUAUAUAAGAUGUUCCCAUCAGAGUCCCCCUGUACAGCAGGUGUCCCCAUCAGAGUCCCCCUUUAUAUAAGAUGUUCCUAUCAGAGUCCCCCUUUACAUUAGGUGUCCCCACCAGAGUCCCCCUUUAUAUAAGGUGUCCCUAUCAGAGUCCCCCUUUACAUCAGGUGUCCCCAUCAGAGUCCCCCUUUACAUCAGGUGUCCCCAUCAGAGUCCCCCUUUACAUCA
Staurois parvus is the source of this 700-nucleotide messenger RNA. NCBI's taxonomy places the organism in Eukaryota, Metazoa, Chordata, Amphibia, Anura, Ranidae. The record is from the annotation of a GenBank genome assembly.